AUGGGUGUGGCACUGACCAGGUCAGCGCAGUGGACUGCUGCUGGACAUGGGACUGGAGCCUUGGAAGUUACCCCUCUAAAUGAAGUGAUAUUGAAAGAAAUUAUUAUGUUUGUGGAGAGUUUUAUCUAUAAAUAUCCCCAGGAGGCAAAAUAUGUUUUUAUGGAGCCACUGGAAUGGAAUACAAGCUUGCACCCUUCAGUAUUUGAAUCAGGUUACGUUGUCAGUGAAACAACAGCCAAAUCAGAAGAAGUUGAUAAAAACGGACAGCCUUUGCUCUCUCUCUCUGUACCACAAAUUAAAAUUAGGACCUUUGGGCAGCUGUCACGCUUUUUAUAUUUUGCCAAAGACACAAAGCUGAAGGAAGCACAAGCAUGUAUUGAAGCUAACAGAGAUCCCAUAGCAAAAAUCCUGGGCGUGGACUAUAGUGAAAUGAAAGAAGACUCAGUUGCAUUAAAUUUUCUUGAUAAAAUUACCAAAGAUGAUCAUCCUGCAAAUGAGGUUAAGAGUAAGGUUGGCAGGCUGCUUAAGCAACUGGACCUGCACCUCCUCAACCAUACUCUAAAACACAUUUCACUAAUAAUACGUUUAAAUCCAUCACCUGUUAAAAACGACAUAGAGAUGCUCCAGAGUUGCUCAGGAAAAGGGGAGCAAACGGUCCUGGAAUCAAUCGAAUAUACCUCAAAUUAUGAAUUUUCAAAUGGAUGUCGAGCCCCACCUUGGAGACAGAUCCAUGGGGAAAUGUGUUACGUGCUGGUGAAACCACACGAUGUCGAGACACUGUGCAUUACUUGUAGUUCAGAAGGAGUGUUUUUAAAUGGUGGCAAAACAGACAAGGAUGGGGAAAUUAAUUAUGAGAGAAAAGGUGAAAUUUAUAAAGACCUUGUUACAUUUUUAAAAGACAAAUCAGCAAAAUUUUCAGAAAACAUGUCCAUACAGGAGAGUAAAUUAAGUGACAAAGGACAAAAAGAAAAGGACCAACCUACUGAAGCACCAAAGACAGAGGAACCACCUGGACUUCGUAAAUCUGUUGGUUUCCUAAAGAACACACCAGACAAGAACAAAAUCAAUCUGGUGAAGAGUCACCUGACCAAGAGAUUGGAGCCGAGUCUGAAGUGGAUAGCCACUGUUAAUGUAAAAGAUCACAAAAGUUCGGUACGAGCCAGCCAAGAAGAAAAGCAUGCUGGGAAGCCUGAAAGGUCAAAAUCCAUCGGUUCAUCUGGAAGACCUCAGUUAGUUCGUAAGAGUGCUGAGAAGAUUGAGGAAAUUAUUAGUGAGAGUUCCUCAGAGAGUGAGGAAGAUGAAGAACCACCUGAUCACCGACAGGAAGCAAAUGCAGAUUUGCCAUCAGAAUAUUGGCAAAUUCAGAAACUGGUGAAAUAUUUGAAGGGAGGAAAUCAGACAGCUACCGUGAUUGCGUUGUGUUCGAUGAAGGAUUUCAACUUAGCUCAAGAGACCUGCCAGUUGGCAAUCAGGGAUGUUGGAGGCCUUGAAGUUUUAAUAAAUUUGCUUGAUACCGAUGAAGUCAAAUGUAAAAUUGGUUCAUUAAAAAUUCUGAAGGAAAUCAGUCACAAUCCCCAAAUCAGACGUAAUAUUGUUGACCUGGGGGGCUUACCAAUUAUGGUCAAUAUACUUGAUUCCCCACAUAAGAUCCUGAAAUGUCUGGCAGCUGAGACAAUUGCAAAUGUGGCCAAGUUCAGAAGAGCCCGGCGGGCCGUGAGGCAGCAUGGAGGCAUCACGAGGCUGGUGGCUCUCCUGGACUGCAGGCAGAGUGCCGCGGACUUGGCUCCCUUCAGUCUCUACGAGACCAGAAACGUGGAAGUAGCCCGCUGCGGGGCACUAGCAUUGUGGAGCUGCAGUAAGAGUUUCGCGAACAAGGAAGCCAUUCGCAAGGCGGGAGGCAUCCCGCUGCUGGCGCGGUUGCUGAAGACGUCACACGAGAACAUGCUGAUCCCGGUGGUGGGGACCUUGCAGGAAUGCGCCUCCGAGGAAAGCUACCGGGCUGUAAUCAAGGCAGAAAAGAUCAUUGAAAAUCUAGUAAAGAACCUAAAUAGUGAGAAUGAGCAGCUACAACAGCAUUGCGCCAUGGCCAUCUACCAGUGUGCUGAAGAUGAGGAAACCCGGGACCUCGUUCGGAUGCAUGGAGGGCUUAAAACUCUGGCCAGUCUGCUCAGUAACACUGACAAUAAGGAAAGGCUGGCUGCUGUCACAGGGGCGAUAUGGAAAUGUUCCAUCAGCAAAAAGAACGUGACCAAGUUUCGGGAAUACAAAGUCAUCGAAAACCUGGUGGGACUUCUAACUGACCAGCCUGAAGAAGUGCUGGUGAACGUGGUGGGUGCCUUGGGAGAAUGCUGCCAGGAACAUGAGAACAGAGUCAUCGUCCGGAAAUGCGGUGGCAUCCAGCCACUGGUCAACCUCCUUGUUGGUGUGAACCAAGCUCUUCUUGUCAAUGUCACCAAAGCGGUUGGUGCUUGUGCUGUAGAACCCGAGAAUAUGAUGAUCAUUGACCGCUUGGAUGGAGUUCGCUUGUUGUGGUCCUUGCUGAAAAACCCUCACCCCGACGUGAAGGCCAGCGCAGCGUGGGCCCUCUGUCCCUGUAUUGAAAAUGCAAAGGAUGCUGGAGAAAUGGUCCGCUCCUUUGUUGGUGGUUUGGAACUUGUUGUCAAUUUACUGAAAUCAGAUAAUAAGGAAGUUCUGGCAAGUGUGUGUGCUGCUAUUACCAAUAUCGCAAAAGAUCAAGAAAAUUUAGCUGUUAUUACAGAUCAUGGAGUAGUCCCCUUAUUGUCCAAACUAGCAAAUACAAAUAACGAUAAACUGAGGCGUCAUCUGGCAGAAGCGAUAUCACGUUGCUGCAUGUGGGGCAGGAAUCGAGUGGCCUUUGGGGAGCACAAAGCUGUGGCCCCACUAGUGCGUUACCUGAAAUCAACUGACAUCAAUGUGCAUCGAACAACGGCUCAAGCCUUGUAUCAGCUCUCAGAAGAUGCCAAUAACUGCAUCACCAUACACGAGAACGGUGCAGUAAAGCUUCUGCUGGAUAUGGUCGGGUCCCCGGAUGAGGAGCUCCAGGAAGCUGCAGCUGGCUGCAUAUCCAACAUCCGCAGGCUGGCUCUUGCUUCAGAAAAGGCAAAAUACAUUUGAAACCCGAGCAAACGUUACAGACAACCACACUUUACCUGACACAGAACACUCACUCCCAUGGCCACAAAGCCUACAUUGGGAAACUUGUAUUAGCGAAACCUUUACCAGCAGACAAAUGUCUGCAAGAAAACAUGUAUUUGCAGCGCAUAGGGUGUGUCCUCCAAAAAUUACGUGGAUACUUUUGUUCUAUGUAGUUCUUAGGCUUAUGCCAUGUCAUGAAUUGCAAGUCAAUAAACGUGUGAUAAUUUUCCAGGAAUUUGAGAAGCUGAGCACACAGUCCAUACUUAUGCAUUUGUGAGGAUUUUAAU
This is a messenger RNA of Condylura cristata (star-nosed mole), 3443 nucleotides long. RefSeq names its product armadillo repeat containing 4 (gene ODAD2). Bases 1 to 3135 code for a protein of 1044 amino acids. NCBI's taxonomy places the organism in Eukaryota, Metazoa, Chordata, Mammalia, Eulipotyphla, Talpidae. The record is from RefSeq and is a predicted model, not a curated record. Gene Ontology annotation, molecular function: protein binding. The transcript has 19 exons.